AUGACUAACCUCUCAGACAAUGACUUACGAGUGUUUCACCACAUCGAUAGGGAGCUUUAUGGCCGCUUGGUCAUCGAUAUAGGCUUCGAGAAACCAGAAUCAAAAGAAAUAAUGGCCUUUUGGCUUUGGUUGGAAACAGUAGGUCACCCCAAUGUCAUUGAUAGGAUCACCGCUGUGUCAAACAACGCAGUUCGCAUGAUCGCUGAAGAGGCACAAGCCUGCCUCGCCUAUUUCCGGUCGGGCAUGGAUCCAAACGUGCUGCGUGACAGUCUCCGAAAAAAUAUUCGACGACAGUUGCUUCUUCCGGUGAAUGAAGAGGCAAUUUUCGACCUCAAUGCGUCGCUUCCGGCCAGGUUUCAUGAUACAUCUUCAGAUCAUGGUGUUAGAGGGAGUAUGAACCCUAAUGCUUGUGCUUUCAACCUCAAUACUGGAGGCAUAAUAAACCCUAGUGCUAGAACUUUGUCAUACCCCAAUACCAGAUCUUCUCCAAACCCUAGAACCAAUACUUUUGUUGUGAAGGAUAUGGCUACUCCUUUUCUCAUGAACUACAAAGUCAGGGUCCCUAAUGCAAGUGGGAUCGGAUUGAAUCCUAGUCUUGGGAGUAGUAGUGAAAUGGUUGCCACUGAGGGGCCUACUGUUAAUAUUGUGAACCAAGCAAUAGGGCAGGCAGUUGAAGGCAGAACCCUGUUUCUCACUUUUUCAAGGGGCCAUCCCGUCAGAGAUCAAGAAGUAAUCGACUUUUUUAAUAAGGAAUAUGGUAAUGUUGUUGGGUCACUGUUCAUGAAAAACAAAAGUGGAAGGACAAAGCCACUAUUCGCGCGUCUUGUCCUAAAGUCAAGAGAGAUGGUUGAUCGUGUUCUUGGAGGCCAGCAAAUGAUCAGGCACAAAAUAAGAGGGAGAGAUCUGUGGGCUAGGUCCUUCACCAUGGAAAAGCCCACGAGGCCCAUGGAUUCCAAGAAAAGCCAAAAGUAG
Molecule: messenger RNA, 972 nt
Organism: Amborella trichopoda
Lineage: Eukaryota; Viridiplantae; Streptophyta; Magnoliopsida; Amborellales; Amborellaceae
Source: RefSeq, a predicted model, not a curated record